GUCCAAUCAGGCACGCAGGUGAAGCGGACAGGGCGGCUUCCGGGUUUGGCGGGGCCUUUGUCUCUCGCUGUGGCCUGAGCUCCAGGUCUCGUCUUCAGCGCUCUGUGUCCUCUGCUCCUAGAGGUCCAGGCUCUGUGGCCUUGUGACCUGCAGGUAUUGGGAGAUCUACAGCUAAGACGCCAGGAACCCCUGGAAGCCUAGAAAUGGGGCCGUUGACAUUUAAGGAUGUGGCCAUAGAAUUCUCUCUGGAGGAGUGGCAAUGCCUGGACACUGCUCAGCAGGAUUUGUAUAGAAAAGUGAUGUUAGAGAACUACAGAAACCUGGUCUCCUUGGCAGGUAUUGCUGUUUCUAAGCCAGACCUGAUCACCUGUCUAGAGCAAGGAAAAGAGCCCUGGAAUAUGAAGAGACAUGCGAUGGUAGAUGAACCCCCAGUUAUAUAUUCUCAUUUUGCCCAAGACCUUUGGCCAGAGCAAGGCAUAAAAGAUUCUUUCCAAGAAGUCAUAUUGAGAAGAUAUGGAAAAUGUGGACAUGAAGAUUCACAGUUAAGAACAGGCUGUAAAAGUGUGGAUGAGUGUAAUCUGCACAAAGAAUGUUAUGAUGAACUAAACCGGUGUUUGACAACUACCCAGAGUGAAAUAUUUCAAUAUGAUAAAUAUGCGAAUGUCUUUUAUAAAUUUUCAAAUCCAAAUAUACAAAAGAUAAGACAUACCGGAAAGAAGCCUUUCAAAUGUAAAAAAUGUGACAAAUCGUUUUGCAUGCUUUUACACCUAACGCAACAUAAAAGAAUUCAUAUUAGGGAAAAUUCUUACCAAUGUGAAGAAUGUGGUAAAGUCUUUAACUGGUUCUCAACCCUUACUAGACACAGAAGAAUUCAUACUGGAGAGAAACCCUACAAAUGUGAAGAAUGUGGCAAAGCUUUUAAGCAGUCCUCAACCCUUACUACACAUAAGAUAAUUCAUACUGGAGAGAAACCCUACAGAUGUGAAGAAUGUGGCAAAACCUUUAACCGGUCCUCACACCUUACUACACAUAAAAGAAUUCAUACUGGAGAGAAACCCUACAGAUGUGAAGAAUGUGGCAGAGCUUUUAACCGGUCCUCACACCUUACUACACAUAAGAUUAUUCAUACUGGAGAGAAACCCUACAAAUGUGAAGAAUGUGGCAAAGCUUUUAACCAAUCCUCAACCCUUACUACACAUAAGAUAAUUCAUGCUGGAGAGAAACCUUACAAAUGUGAAGAAUGUGGCAAAGCUUUUUACCGAUUCUCAUACCUUACUAAACAUAAGAUAAUUCAUACUGGAGAGAAAUUCUACAAAUGUGAAGAAUGUGGCAAAGGCUUUAAUUGGUCCUCGACCCUUACUAAACAUAAAAGAAUUCAUACUGGAGAGAAACCCUACAAAUGUGAACAAUGUGGCAAAGCUUUUAAUGAGUCCUCAAACCUUACUGCACAUAAGAUAAUUCAUACAGGAGAGAAACCCUACAAAUGUGAAGAAUGUGGCAAAGCCUUUAACCGGUCCCCAAAACUUACUGCACAUAAGGUAAUUCAUUCUGGAGAGAAACCCUACAAAUGUGAAGAAUGUGGCAAAGCUUUUAACCAAUUCUCAAACCUUACUAAACAUAAGAUAACUCAUAUUGGAGAUACAUCUUACAAAUAUCUAGAAUGUGAUAAAGCCUUUAGCCAGUCUUCAACUCUUACUAAACAUAAGGUAAUUCAUACUGGAGAGAAACCCUACAACUGUGAAGAAUACGGCAAAGCUUUCAACCAGUCCUCAAACCUUAUUGAACAAAGUAAUUCAUACUGGAGAGAAACCCUACAAAUGUGAAGAUUGUGGCAAAGCCUCUAACCCGUCCUGAAUUCUUACUAAACAUAGAACAUUCAUACUGAAGAGGAACCCUAUGAGUGUGAAGAAUAUGGCAAAGCCUUCAACAAGUCCUCAAUUCUUACCAGACAUAAGAUAAUUCUGGCUGGGUGCGGUGGCUCACACCUGUAAUCCCAGCACUUUGGGAGGCUGAGACGGGUGAAUUACAUGAGGUUGGGAGUUCGAGACCAGCCUGACCAACAUGGUGAAAUCCUGUCUCUACUAAAAAUACAAAAUUAGCCAUGCGUAGUGGUGCAUGCCUGUAAUCCCAGCUACUCGGGAGGCUGAGGCAGGAGAAUUGCUUGAACCCGGGAGGCAGAGGUUGAAGUGAGGUGAGAUCGCGCCAUUGCACUCCAGCCUGGGCAACAAGAGUGGCACUCCAUCUCAGAAAAAAAAAAAAAAAAAAGAUAAUUCAUACUGAAAAGAAACUCUACAAACUUGAAAGAUGUGACAAUGCUUUUGACAACACCUAAAACUUUUAAACGUAAAAAAUCAUACUGGUGAGAAAUCCUAGAAAUGUAAAGAAUGUGACAAAGCCUUUAAAUGGUUGUCACACUUCAUUAUAGGUAAGAUAGUUCAUACUGAAGAAAACUACAAGUGUGAACAGUGUGGCAAAACUUUUAACGAAUGCUCACACCUUAUUGCACAGGAGAGCAUUUAUACUUGAAAAAAAUUGUACAAAUAUAAAGACCAUGAAAAAGCCAUUAAUAUCUAUUCACAUCUUACCACUGGAGAGUUCAUACUUAAUAAAAGGAAUAUAAGUGCAAUUACUGUCAAAAGAUCUUUCAGAAAAUAUAAACCUUUAAAGCGAAGAAGGUAUUUAUUUUGAAGAUGAACAUUACAAAUGUGAAGAGGGUUGUAGUACCUUUAUUUAUAUCACAGAUUUUAUUGUACACAUUUUGUACUAGAAGAAAACUCUGAAGUAGUUGCUCAAACUUUGUUCAACAUCAGGGAAUUUAUAUUGAAGAAAAACCUUGCAAAUUUAAUAAAUUUUAAAAAACACUUUUUCAAAAAGUACAGCUUAGAAGACACCAGAGUUCAUACUAAAAUAUAUUUUUGCAGAUGCAGUAAAAAUGAAAAUAUUUAAUCCAAAAUUAAGUCUAUGUAAAUAUCAGAGAAUUUACUGUGGAAAUAUUGAGGUCAGGAGUUUGAGACCAGCCUGACUAACAUGGAGAAAACACGGCUCUACUAAAAAUACAAAAUUAGCCAGGUGUGGUGGUGUAUGCCUGUAAUCACAGCUACUCGAGAGGCUGAGGCAGGAGAAUUGCUUGAACCCGGGAGGUGGAGAGUGCAGUGAACUGAGAUUGCGCCAUUGCACUCCAGCCUGGGCAACAAGAGUGAAACUCCAUUUCAAAAAAAAAAAAAAAACAACUAAAGUUGGUAGAAAAAUUAUUUGUAUAUAACUUUAAAAGGAGUAGAAGGGCUUUUUGCAGAGUUAUUACGUUUGAAGUAUACUUUAUUUCUUGAAAAAAUUACAGAUUUUUUGUAAAUAAUGAUGUAAUUCAACUCUCAAAAUAUUUCCUACUGUUUCUUUAUUCCAGUUGUAUUCACAUGUGAAAGCAUGUGAUCAGUUAUUGCUGCAUUAAAAACAUGAGUCUUUUUUA
This is a messenger RNA of Pan troglodytes (chimpanzee), 3463 nucleotides long. It is a transcript of the gene ZNF430, whose product is annotated as zinc finger protein 430. Gene Ontology annotation, molecular function: DNA-binding transcription factor activity, RNA polymerase II-specific. Gene Ontology annotation, cellular component: nucleus. Lineage: Eukaryota; Metazoa; Chordata; Mammalia; Primates; Hominidae. Gene Ontology annotation, biological process: regulation of transcription by RNA polymerase II. Bases 204 to 1823 code for a protein of 539 amino acids. The record is from RefSeq and is a predicted model, not a curated record. The transcript is spliced from 4 exons.